Molecule: messenger RNA, 15880 nt
Organism: Podarcis lilfordi (Lilford's wall lizard)
Lineage: Eukaryota; Metazoa; Chordata; Lepidosauria; Squamata; Lacertidae
Source: the annotation of a GenBank genome assembly
AUUGUUGGGGUGGAACGACUGAAAUUUAUCCUGGAAUUCUUCUUUUUCCUUGUCUCAUUCAUCUUCUUUUUUACAUACUAUUUGAAUCUCCUAUUUUUUGUGAUGCACUUCUCCUUUUGCCCUACGCUUUGGAUUGGUGGAUUAUAAUCGGAGUGUGAGUGGCAAAUGCAGGUGUUCCAACUCUUGAAUGUGAGGCAAAUAGUGUUGGAGUUUGGUAUAUAUCUUCCUCUACUGUAUACCUAAAAAUCAAAAGCUGUCAUCGUACAGCUCCUAUAGGAGGAUUUGUAGUGCCGCAUCACACUUCUGGAUUUGCCUGGUCAGGGUGGGGGAAGGGAGCAGAAGAGAAAGGAAGUUUUAAAAUGGUGGUUUUAAACAGUAGGAAUUGAAUGAAGCAGGGAUGGAGAGAGACAGGAGCUGUGAGAGGGUGGAGGGGCAGGCAGGCAGUAGGAGGGAUUAGCAAGCAACACUAGCAGUGGCGACAGCCUUGAGUGUAUGUGUGUACACAGCAGAGUGCAGGAACAAAUAGUUUUAUAAUGCUGCAACUUAUUGCAAGUUUGCUUUACUCCCAACACCCCUUCUGAACAAAGUGUGUUCAAGUCCGCAAGUCCGGUAGUCCCUGGGAAGUGGCUUAGUGAGACUGUCUGAAAAAUAUUCUUUAGACUGAGGUGGCAUGGGUGUAGCAGGGGGUGGGGGGAGCUGACCCCUUAAACCAAGUAAAGAAAUAAAAAUGCUUAACUAACUGACCAAUUGCAUUGCAGACAACUUGGUUCUGCCCCCCCCCCCAUAUAAAGCCUGGCUGUACCCAUGUGAGGUGGUGUACAUAGUUCUCUUUUUUCUGUUAUCCUCACAACCAGUCCUUUUUAUCUAGAAAAAGAAGUGCAGAUAAAGAGUAUCAUUGAGUACCCCCUGGAAAAAACAUUGCUCACAACCACCCUGUGAGGUAGAGGUUAGGUUAAGAGAAUUAACUGCCCCAAAGGUCACCCAGUGAGCUUCAUGGCUGAAUAGGUAUUUGAAAACUCUUCCAUAUCCUAGUUCAGCACUCUAACCCAAAGCUUUCCAAGCUUUUCAUGUUGGUGACACACUUUUUAGAAAUGCAUCAUUUCGUGACACAGUAAUUCUGUUUCACUAGCAAACCAGAGGUUAAACUAACCCUUUUCCAUCCCCUAGAGGAGCGUGGGGGGAGCGUUCGCGUGACACACUUACACACUGCAGCCGACACACUAAAGUGUCGCGACACACAGUUUGGAAAGCUCUGCUCUAACCAUCGCACCGCACUAGCAUCUCCUUCCACUUGCACUGGCAAGCAAGAUUUUAACAUGUUUCAAAAUUCAACUUCACGUGAAAAUUCAGCAUCACAUCUUAGAAAGAGCAUAAAGUCGUUAUGCAUUUGCUGCUAUUCCUCCCCUUUCUUUUUCCUUUUUUUAAGGGGGUGUGAGAUCUCUCAGCUACCAGUUUCCUAUAGCAUACCCUCCAACAUUUCUGCGAUGAAAAUAGGGACAUCCCAUUCCAUAAUGAUAUAGACACAUACUCCACACAUCUGACUGGGUUGCCCCAGCCACUCUGGGCAGCUUCAUAUAUAUAUAUAGAUAUACAGUGGUGCCUCGCAAGACGAAAUUAAUUCGUUUCGCGAGUUUUUUCGUCUUGCGGUUUUUUUCGUCUUGCGAAGCACGGUGUCGGAAAAGUUUUGGAAAAGCUUCAAAAAUCACCAAAGUCUUCAAAAACCUCAAAAAAGGCUACCACACCGCAUGCUAUGAGUUGCUCCUCGAAGUCAAGUCGCAACUGUAUUAGCGGUUUUAAGAAAAAGGAACAAACUUGCAAGACGUUUCCGUCUUGCGGCAAGCCCAUAGCGAAAAUCGUCUUGCGAAGCACCUAAAAAAACCAAAAACCCUUUCGUUUUGCGAGUUUUCCGUCUUGCGAGGCAUUCGUCUUGCGAGGUACCACUGUAUAGAUAUAUACACCGGGGUGUGUGUGGGUGUGUGUAUACACACACACACACACACACAUAAUAAAACAUUAAACAAAAACCACCCCUAUACAGGAUUGCCUUCAGACGGCUCGGAGGUCUCAUAACUCCAUACCCUCCAACAUUUCUCCAAUGAAAAUGCAGACAUCCUAAGCAAAAGCGGGACAUCUGGGAUCAAGUCAGAAACCGGGGCAGCUACUUUAAAUCAGGGACACCCCUGGAAAAUAGGGACACUUGGUGGCAGUUUUAUUACGUGGCUUCAAAAUUAACAAGGGAGUUGCAGCCAUUAACAAACAAAGGUCAGUCUACUUUUCCCUCCUUAAGUCUACGGAUGAGAGAUGCAGACAGCCCCUCCCAUUUCAUCCUCUUGCAAAGGGGGAGGGGACCCAGAAUGCAAUACAAAGGGAGACGCUUGGGGGGGGGACAGCUGGUUGGGGUGGGCGGGGCUGUCUCCAUUGUCAGCUGGAGCUGCUUUUAAAGGGACAGUGGGUGGGCAGUGGGUGUACAGCGAUGCGCUGAGGACUAGGAUCCUGCCCAGUGCUAGGGGCGGGGGAGAAAUUACAGUGGCAAGCAGCAAAGGAGAAAGGUGGAAUUACCUGUCGUUUAACACACAUACCCAAAGGCAGGAUGAAUUCCCAUGAAGAGCAGCCUCAGUCAGAUACAGCUACUGCUGCUGCUACCCCGUCUUCCACCGAUGAUGAUGAUGGGAUGACCUGGUGGUACAAGUGGUUAUGCAGACUGGCUGGCAUCAUUGGGGGCAUCUGUGAGUAUUUCCUUUACUCCUCCCACCCCACAGUUUUUUCCUCCAGUGAUUCCCCUAUCUCCAGAGCAAAGUCCCAAGACCCAAUUUGCCUCCUAAGCUGGGGGCUUUCUUUGCACCGACUGGCUGAUUUUGUGUCUUUGGGGAUUUUUGCUUUAAUUUUCUCUCCUGUAGGGGGCGGGGAAUAGCACUACAAACUUUUUGUACACAUGUUUUUGGGGUGGGUUGUUUUUUUAAAAAAACAACAACAUGUUUUGUCACUCUUCUGUUGUGAGUUGUCAAGAGGACUAAGCUCUUGACUGCCUUCAUUUAAAUAUAGUUAGUAGGUAAAUAAAUACCUACAUCAGUGUGUGUGAUAUGCAAAACAGAUCAAAAGUGCAACAGGGUAGUGCCUAUUUUGCAUUAGCAAAUGUUUGUAUUUCUGCACUGCAUUUUGGUGUUUGACUGAGUUACUCAGAGUCACUUCAUUUUUAAAAAAAUAAUAAUAAUAUCCCACCUUUUCUCAAAUGAGCUCAAGGCUCUCCCCCUCCCCAUUUUAUCCUCGCAACAACCCUGUGAGGUAGGUGAGGCUGGGAGGCAACAACUAGUCCAAGCUCAGCCAGUGGUCUCUCUCAUGUCUCAGUCUACAGUGGUGUCAUGAGGGAAACACCCACCCUGUCUCUGCUUGUGCCUAAAUGCCCCCCACCAUCCUGAUUCAUAAGAACUCCAUGGCUGAAUCAGAUCAAAGGUACAGCCAGCCAGAUGCCACCAGGAAACCAGUAAGAAGGGUACCAUGAUAUUAGCCAUUCCAUGUUCUUCACCUCCAGGAUCUGAUAUUCAGUGGGUACUCUGCUUCCGACCAUGGAGGCUCUACUAUCUUAUCAGGGCCAGUCGAUGUUGACUCAGGCCACAUAUGCACUACACAUUUAAAGCAAUAACAUACCACUUUAAACAACCAUGCCUUCCCACGAAGAAUCUUGGGAACUGUAGUUUGCUAAGGGUGCUGAGAGUUGUUAGAUGACCUCCUAUUCCCUUCACAUAGCUACAGUUCCCCGAGUUCCCUGUGAAGAGGGAUCAGCUAUUAAAUCACACUGGAAUUGUAGCUCUGUGAGGCAGGGGCAUGAGAACUGGGACCUUAUUGGUGGUGACUCCAUGCUUGUGACACACCCUUUCAAGUUAUUUGCAUAUGUCUGCCAUCAGCACAGCUGGACUUUUUAUAUAAAAACCACACGUUUCCAGGGUCGUUUUCCUUGAAUGAUUUAAUAGGGCAGCUAGCCUGAAACUUUUGUUUUAGUUUUGUGUUGUUGCUGGCUUUUUUAUAAUAUUAAGUUUGUUUUCAUUCACUACAAUGGCCCUUUGCUAGCCUGUGGAUUAGUUAAGGGACCUGGUUUGACUGGUUCUUGAUUUGUUUUUGUUUUUAAUCAAAAUAUAAUACUGCAUUUUGUGUUUGGCGUAAGCUGCCUUGCAAGGAUGUUGCUCUAAAAGGUGGCAUGGAAACGUUCAAAUAAAUAAAAGCAGACAGAUAGAAUGAAGCUGUUUUCAAAAAGUGCAUCCUCUCUCAUUCAGGAAUGGAAUGGAGGGCAUGGCUGCCCAGGAAGCAUGGCUGCCCAGCCGACUGGGUAAAGGGGCACUCCGUGCUGUACCAUUUUGUUGCAGAGCCCAUUUGUAUAGUUGAUUUGCUCGUUCUCUGGUAUGUUUGCAUAUCUAUGCAGAGUUUACUUUUGUAGAAGUCAGUGUUUUUAAAAAGUGUUUUGCAAAGGCUGAUUAAGUUGGGGACAGUGCCUGAGACACUUGCUUACGACUUGAAAGAACUUCUCCCUUGUUGCACCCAGCCGUGGAUACCUGUUCCCAGUUGCUUCUCUGUAAUGUGAUUUCUUACUCAUGGUUUAGGGCACACCUGAUAACCAGGUUGAACUUUGCUCCUGCUGUACUUUGCUCCCUAUGUUUAAACUUGUUGAGUAAUCUUUUGUCAGUCUGCUAUUCCUCAGCCCCAGGCCACUCUUUCUGUUCCUUGAAUCCCUCUUCAUGCAACACCCCUCGCCAGCCAAGUGUUGACCCCUCCUUGAGCAGAGGCACCAGGUUGCCCCCAAGAUUGAGGGGGCCCGGCAGAUGUGGCGCAUGACAUCACAGGCAUGAUGCAUGUGCAACUUCAUGUCCUCAGAAGGAGGCUGAGCACUCUGGCGGAGGCUGGGUGCUGAAACUGCGGCACACACAGGGUUCCCUUCAAACAAAUAUCGAGAAGAUUUUUUUCCCCCUUGAACUCUGAUAAUGCUUCCUGCAUGUCUACAUGGAGGUUAGAGAGGGGUGUGUGAGGCUGUAGAAUCUGGCCUACUGUACAAAAAUUCACAUUCAUUGUCCCAGCCGCUAUUCUCCUUGCUUCACGGGCGAGCUGGCUCUGGCUAUAGUAGAAUUUGGCUGGGUUCCACUCUCUGCUUCUCCUACCCACUUGUUAGGGGAAGUUUCACCUGCUAAAAUUCUCAGACCUUUGGCUGCUUUUAAAGGCAGCACUUCCCCCUGCCCCUCCCCACCCACAAAAAAGCAACUAUGCCCUGAACAGUCCGAAAAUAAGCCUUGGAACCACCUGGGAUUUGGUCCUCAUUAAACUUGCAGCAAGGUUCUCUGCAUCCGAUACAGCAUCAGACCCCUUUCGCGGUCGUCAGCAGGUAACUUAAUCCCAGUAUUAUGCGACACUGCUCAUGAAAAAACAAGGGCCAGCAGAGCUGAGUUGACAAGAAAUAAUGGCACAAAGAAAACAGAUGCACACAGAUGCACUCAAUUCUCCCACCCCACCCCCAAAAAACCCUACAAAAAAUAGUUUUAGAAACAUUGUCAGAGUUUGUAGAGAACAAACGUCCAGUUCUCAAAGCUCUCGGAACCCAGUCUGGUUACGUCCAGGAGAAUCACAUCGAAGUUUUUCCUCUGCUAUGAAAGCGGAGCGUGACCUUAGGCAGGUGACUAGCCCUCAGCGUCAGAACCUGUCCUCAGAACGGCCACAAAAUUUUGUCAUCUUCAUCAUGUGAUGUCAUGUUGCAGCUUCAUUUCUCACAGUCCAUGGUUGAACUGUGGAACUCACUCCCACAAGAUGUAGUGAUGACAACCAACCUGGAUGGCUUUAAAAGAAGAUUCAUAGACAAAAUCGUGGAGGACGAGGGUACAGAUCCCAGUGUUCUGCCUCCACUGUUGGAAGCAGUGAAUACCAUUGUUAGUGUGCCUCUUGGAGUGAAGUCAAACUGCUGUGACCUUCUGUGGUGUGCAAGCCUGGGCAGUAUUUGGGGGUCCUGGGUUGCCCAGACUACAAGCCUCUCAGCCUCGCCGAUGUGGUCCAGAAGAAAGCAGAGCAAUAUGUUUGGCACCAGCUUGGCUAUAGGAUUUGCUGGAAGGAGGACUGCGAGGCGCCAACUAUCCAUCUUAGGGACUCCACUCCAAAUUUGUGUAGGAUUUACACCUUGGCCUUCCCAGCCCCCCUGAAGAUGUCCCACAAGGCAGUGGAGGUUUAGGAUCAGAGUUUUCCUUCAGCUAGAUGGGCUACCUUCCUAGGUUGAUGAACUCCAUCUGCCCCUCACUUCCCUCUACAACAUGAAUGCAAAACGCCUUCUUGACUAUUGGACCCAGUAUUGGUCUCAUCCACUCAAUCCACCAGAGCCUGUCUUCACAUGCAGGAGAAGUCCCUGACUCACCAUCAGCUACCUUCACCUGGUUAGCUGGCCAGUUGAAGCUGCUCCUGGGUUGUGGCCACUUUCACAUGCUGGCAACUUCUAGGAGCCACAGGUGAGAGCUGGGGGGCGGGGAGGAGGUGGACAAUCUACCCCAGAAGUAGCAUGUUAUGUCCCCUGCCAGAGGUACUGCCCCUCCCCUAACACCUUAUACACCCCAGUAUAUACCAGUGUAAACAAACCAGUUGCUGGGAAAUGCAAGUAGACAGAGUGUGCUGUUGCACUCAAGAUCUUCUUGGGAGCCUCCAAGAGGAAUCAGGUCAGUCACUGUGAGAACAGAAUGCCUUGACCCACCAGGGCUGAUCUUAACAUUUUCUACCUGCUUUGUCCUUUCAGCAUGUGCCUUUGCUGGCCUCUUUAACUGUGUGACCAUCCACCCUCUCAACAUCGCAGCUGGCGUUUGGAUGAUGUAAGUAAACUUGACUUCCUUUGCGGUGACUAUUUGUUUCGAGUACCGGGGUGCUGCAAGUCAACGGCAACUGAGAUGAAAAAGUCUGUUGCAAAUGCAGAGGCAGGCAAUGAAUGAUUUGUCCUGGUGGGAUGUGUGGCCUUUGCACUGCCCACUUAGCACAGUCUCUGGCCUUCCUGCCAGUUCCAACCCCUCAGGCUGAAUCUACACAGAUAUAAAAAAACACUGUGAAAGUGCUUUUUUAAAAAAAUUAAAAAGUAGUAAAGUAUAUAUGGAAUUUGCCAUUAGCUCACCAGUGCCACCUAGUGUCACAUUUGUUUAAUACACUUAAAACGUUAUACAGUGGUACCUCUGGUUGCGAACGGGAUCCAUUCCAGAGGCCCGUUUGCAACAUGAGCAGAACGCAACCCACAUCUGCGUGUCUGCGCGUGUGCGGGUCGCGAUUCACUGCUUCUGCGCAUGCGUGUGAUGUCAUUUUGCACGUCUGUGCAUGCGCGAGUGGCGAAACCUGGAAGUAACCCUUUCCAGUACUUCCGGGUCGCCACAGGACGCAACCUGAAAACGCUCAACCUGAAGCAAACGUAACAUGAGGUAUGACUGUAUUUGCAGCUGAGUCCCUGUGGCUCCGAAAAUAGAAAACAGUUCAGAGUGGCUUUGGGAGAGGGCCACAGUUUACUGGUAGAGCAAGGCUUAAUCCCUGGCAUCUCCAGGAGAGCCACUGUCAAUCAGUGCAGACAGUUCUGAGCUAGACGGACAUGGGGUCUUACGGAGUACUAGGCAAUUCCAUGUGUCAACUGGCUGUUUGUUCAGAACCACGGGGACUAGAAUCUUACCUUAUUUCUAGGGAAGGAGCCAUAGCUCAGUGCUAGAGCAUCUGCUUUGCAUGCAGAAGGUCCCAGGUCCAAUUCCCAACAUAUCUAGAUGUGGCUGGGAAGUCUCUUGCUCUUAAAUCCCAGAGAGCUGCUGCCAGUUUAUUUUAUGCAAUUUUAAUUGAAAAUAUUCUAAAGCCACUUUCCUGAGUAAAUGCCCCAGGGCAAGCAAGGUGGAAGAUUUAAAAUAACAAUACAGUACAAACUGGAAAGCUUUUAAAACACUACAAAAUUUAAAACACUUAAAACUUGAAGUAAAAUAAAACACAGAAAAUAAUUGAGUCAGACCAAGCUAACAAUCACCGUACCUGGAGGGUCGGCUGCAUUUAAAGGCACACCAACCACACCCACACUUUCUGAAACAACGAGAACUGAAACACAGCCAGAUAUUGAAAUUUGUGCUUCUCUGGAUUUUGCAGUGCAGUUCUCCAGCCAGCUCAUGUGUCCAAAUUUGCAUAGACGAAGUUAAAGUGUGCCUAUCAGUACAUAGAUCAGUGAAAGUAACAUAUAAAAAUGCUUUAUAUAUGGGGAAAUUGCCGUCUUGGCUGUCUCUUAGUGCAGACCCAGGUUACUGAGCCUGAGCUUCCACAACCACUGCCUGCCAUGAACCAUAGCUGUCAACGCUUCCCCUUUUUUUAAGGGAAAUUCCCUUAUUCCGAAUAGGAUUCCUAGAAAGAAAAGGGGAAAGUUGACAGCUAUGCCAUGAACCACCAAUGGCAGGACUGGCAGCAACAGCAGCAGAUAUGUUCUAUGCUUAAGGUAAUAUUUUAUUCUCUUGCUAGUUGUGCUGUUUUAAAUGUGCAUUUUAUAUUUGACAUUAUUAAUGUUUUCUUUUGAAAUGUUUAAGAUAAUUUAUUUGUUAACAUUGCUGCAUUAAAUGUGCAUUCUGUAGUUGGCCUCUUUUGCAAUGUUCUGUUUUGAAAUCUUUAAGAUAAUAUUUUAGUUUCCUGUUAAAUAUCUUUGUUUGAAUGUAUACUUGAAUUUCUUUACUAAUGUUUUAUUCUGGAUUGUUUUAUUUAAUGUUUCAAUGUCGGAUCUAAGCUGCUUUGAGAUUUUUUAAUUAAGAAUAUAAAGCAGUAGAGAAAUGAAUAAUAAUAGGCAAAAAUUCAUAACAAAAUGUGCACAUAGGAAAAAGUCUGGGGGUGGUUUUUCAUGUGGACUUUUUUUUUUUUUUACAAAAGAAAAUAUUGCACAUUUGUAGAAACAUAGAGAACUGAACUUAAAAUCAGAAAAAUGAGAAAUCAAAACUGGCAGAUUUGCCCGUUCCAAUUACAGUGGAUCUCAAAUGCCUUGGCUCCCAAACAAAUCGAUUCCUGAACGAUGGAAACCCAAAAGUGAGUGUUCCGGUUUUCGAACAAUUUUCGGAAGCUGAAAGUCCGGCACAGCUUCUGCAGCUUCUGAUUGGCUGCAGGACACUCCUACAGACAAUCGGAAGCCAUGCUUUGGUUUUCAAACAGUUCUGUGAGUUGAACGGACUUCCGGAACGCAUUCUGUUUGAGAACCAAGGUACGACUGUACUAGAAAAAUAGCCCUCUGGCCCCAGUAAGGUUAUAAAAGCUUAGAACCUAAAGCAGCCCAAGAGUUUCAUUGGCUGUGGUGUCUAGGACUUUUGAGAAAAGGCAAGCAAGAGUUGACAUGGUAGAAGUUCAUAAAAUUAUGCAUGGCAUGAAGAAAGUGGGUAGAAAAAAGUUUAAAUCCCUCUCUUAUAAUGCUAGAACUCAUGGGCAUCCAACAUGGCUGAAAGUCAAAUAAUUUAGGACAGACAAAAGGGUGGUCUUCUUCUCUUAGUGUAGAGAAGAACUUGCUCCCACAGGAGGUAGUGAUGGCCACCAACUUUAAGAUGCCUUUAAGAGAAGAUUAGGUAAAUUCAUGGAGCAGAAGGCUCUCCAUGAUUUCUAAGCUAUGAUGGCUCUACCCUGUCUCCACAGUUCAAAGCAGCAAUGCUUCUGAAUGCUUGAAACCACAGGAGAAGACAGAGCUCUUGUCCUUGGCUUCUGCUUGUGGGUUUCCUAUUGGGGCAACUGGUUGGCCACUGUGAGAACAGGAUGCUGGACUAGAUGGGCCAUUGGCCUGAUCCAGCAAAAAAUUCAUGCGUUCACCGAAUGGGCCCUUUCAUUAUGGAUGGGGUGGGUUCUCUCUGGUUUUGAGUGUGACUUCUUGCCCCAAAGGUUGAAUGCCUUCAUCCUUUUCCUGUGCGAGGCCCCCUUCUGCUGCCAGUUCAUCGAGUUUGCAAACGCUGUGUCAGCAAGGGCAGACAAACUGCGUCCAUGGCAGAAAGGUGCCUUCUACUGCGGGUAAGUGUGUCCUGGGGUUGGGAGUGACUCUGGAUUGCCAGUAUUGUGCCAGAGGGAUUCAAGUGCAUACCAGAGCUCUAAAUUUGCACAGUUAAAGUGCUCUAGCAUAACAAAUCCACAGUAAACACAACAAAGCAUACUCUUUGUGGUUUGGAAGGGGACGAUGACUAGUGAGAAGAAUCACAGAAUCAUAGAAUAGUUACAGGUAGGUGGCUGUGUUGGUCUGCCGUAGUCGAAACAAAAUAAAAAAAUUCCUUUCAGUAGCACCUUAGAGACCAACUAAGUUUGUUAUUGGUAUGAGCUUUCGUGUGCAUGCUCACUUCUUCAGAUACACUGAAACAGGAGUCACCAGACCCUUAUAUAUAGUGAGAGGGUGGGGAGGGGUAUUACUCAGAAGGGUGGUGGGAGUGGGUGAUUGGCUGAUAGGUGUGGUAAACCUGUUGACAACUGUUAACGACUGCAAUUGGUCUUACAGGAAAAAGCAAGGGGUGAGAUGGCUAAAAAUAGCUUUAUCAUGUAUAAUGAGAUAAGAAUCCAAUGUCUCUAUUCAGACCAGGUCUCUCCAUGGUUUUAAUUUUGGUAAUAAGUUGCAAUUCAGCAACUUCUCUUUCCAGUCUUUCUGAAAUCAUAGAAUUGUAGAGUUGAAAGGGACCAUGAGGACCAUCUAGUCCAAACCCCUGCAAUGCAGGGAUCUUUUACCCAACAUGGGGCUCAAACCCAUAACCCUGAAAUUAAAAGUCUCAUGCUCUACCAACUGAGCUAUCCCAGAGUUCAUAUAUAUAUAUAUAUAUAUAUAUAUAUAUAUAUAUAUAUAUAGCAUUUGUACCCUACUCUUCAGCCAAAAAGGUUCCUAGAGCAGCUUGCAAUACAAACAAAACAAGACAGUUCCUACUCACAAGCUUACAAUCUAACAAGAACCCACAUGACACGCAAGGGGGAAAGGACAAGGAGGGUAGAGGAAAACAAAAAACACAGGCACAGAUUUCUAGACAGUUGUUCCUGUAUUGACCAUCUGGUCCUGUAUAGGGUCAGGAGGUGCCCAAUGAAGCUGGGCCUCAAGUAAAGCUGAUGAAAUGAGCCUGGCUUCCUGGGGUGGAAUGGCUGCCCUCAAGUAACAGUUAAGGAAGAAGAGGCCUGGUGGAGGCUGGCCUACUCCCUAGGAAGAGGGGUUGAUAAUUAAACAACUCUGGGAAUUGUAGUUCUGUGAGGGGAAUGGGGGUUUCCUAAAAAUUCUCAGCUAACUACAAUUCUCAGGAUUCUUUUUUUGAGGGGAUACCAUGACUGUUUAAAACUUAUCUAAUUAAGCUUUAAAUGCAUGGUGCAGAUGUGGCCAAAAUCUUUUAAAUCUUUUUUUUAUUAAAAAAAAAGUUCAUGAGUGUUGCCUGGCGUACGCUUCCUAGAAAAGUUGUUAAUGGGCAAUAUCUCAUAUUUGGAGUAGACCUGUUCAGUCAUUUGUCCGGUAACUUUCAGUGAAUCUACUCUGACACUGACCUGUUGGAUAUCACCCAGUAUGUUUAAAAUACAAAUUGUUCUAAACUUUCCCCCCUUGAAUGACUUUAGUUCUUGAAGCUGGGUAUGUUUUCCCUCUCCACAGAUCCCUUUCCAAUAUCUGGUUUGUAUGUACCCUAAAUCUGAUUGUGUGAUUAAAACACAUUGUAAUUCAUGGGCAUGCCUGCCUAACUUGGGUUCAUUCAUUCCAGUAGGUCAUUUCAGUGACCAUUUGGAAGCGAAAAAUCUGAGGUCACAAAAUCCUGUACCAGCAAAUGCUUGGUCCACAUUUGGGUCCUUUUUUUUGCUAGGCAUCCUGCGUUGAAAUGGAUUGCAGCAUGACACUGCCUUAACUUCACAAGUUUCCUCUCUUUUCCCCCAGGAUGGCUAUAUUCCCAGUUAUACUGAGCCUGACUCUGACAACUUUAUUAGGCAAUGCCAUUGCCUUUGCGACGGGAGUGCUCUAUGGACUUUCAGCAUUAGGCAAAAAGUAAGAGAGAAGAGUUUUCCCUCCCUCCCUGUUUCAGCCAGUGGAUUGCUGGUCUGUCUUGGGUGCUGUGCCUGUCAAAACCGCCACUCACUCCAAGCUCCUAUGCUGUCUUUUGCCUUUUGUAGGGGAGACGCCAUCACGUACGCAAGGAUGCAGCAGUUGCAACGGAAGCAAACAAACGAAGAAGGGGUGACAGGAAGUGUUGAACCGCAGGCCGUGUGACAUCGCCAUUCUUUUGAGGCCAGUCAUUCCCAUCUCAUUGAAAAGCAAAGCUUGGGAAUUCACUCCAGCCUUAGAAACUGGCCUUGGAACCCUGUGCUGUGAAACUCUUUCAAAACUUCUAAUUUCAAGGCGGAGAGUGCAGAAUGAAAACAUACCUUCUCCUUUGUCCCCAGAACAUUUUAAAAAAACAAAAACACAUUUAUGCAACACUGUGAAUCUUAUAUGCUGCAGCUUUAAGGGGGCAGGAUUUAAUGUGGGGGUUCUCCCUUCUCCCACCCUGCUCCUUUCUCAGGUUGGUGUGGAACCAUAUAGGGUGAACAAGCCCCAUUUGUCACAUCACUGUGGUGGACUCUUAGUCGCCUGUGUUGCAACAGCCUUUUGAUACAGUUUUAGCAGCUCAAUACGGUACUUCUGAGAUCAUCAGAAGCUACAUUCUGAGCCUUGAUUUUAUUUUGACAUUUGGGGUGAUGGGGAAGCUAUUUUGGGAGCUGGAAAAUGUGGUACCAAAUGAAUUCUAGGACCUCAGUGUUGAAUAUUUGAGCCACCAACCCAGUCUCUGAUUUGGUGUUCUCUCUUAGAGUUACAAACUUUGGAGGCUUGAUGGACCUUGCUGUCUUCCUACUUUAGAGUCUUGUUUUCCCCCCUCUGCAUUGCAGAAAAUUAUUCCCCUGAUGAAUUUUUAGACCUUUUUUUUUUGGUAAUUUUAGAACUGAUGUUUCUUUAGUAAUUUAAGAACUGAGCAAACUGUGUGUUGAUUUGUGAGAUGCAUUUUCUUAAGGAGAUAAAUUACUUGAAAACUCUUAGUUUGUUUGCAUUUGGUAUUUUUCCUUUUAGGAUUCUUCAGCGGGCAAGGGGGAUAGCUUUUCCUGUGGGGGGAAAAGGAUAACUUUUUGGAGUGAUCCUGGCUUCCAAGGAUGGGAAGGGCAGCCAUUGUUGCAUCCCAAAGUCUAGCAAAGGACCCCCUGCUUCCUUGAGAGAACUGUCACUCUCACUUUGCAGCAAAGAUGGCCAGAGGUGACAUGAGAGAACUGGUUUACAAUACCUCAAAGCAUUUCAAGUUAAGGGCCUCAAUAAGCCCCGUCCCCGUCCCCCAUAAAAAACACUUGAGCUGCAAUUAUAGGCAUUUUUUGUACAUGUAAAAAGCACAAAUCUUAGGUUCCAUAAUGCAAUACUGUAAAAUGGUUCAAGCAGUUGGCCAGUUUUGUUUCUGGUCACUGCUUUUUAUAACUGGGAAAAAACUUCCUUGCCCUGAAAUGCUACGCAGUCGCAAUCUUCUUUGCUACUGUUUAACCUGUUUUACUACUUGAUAAUUCCACUUUCCAUAUUUAUACCCUGUAGCUAUAAAUUUAAUUUAUUAUUCCUUUUCCUUGUAAUUUGCUUUGGAAAGCAUAAAAAAUGUAUUAUUAUUAUUAUUAUUAUUAUUAUUAUUAUUAUUAUUAUUUAUUUGGAGUUCCUCGAACUGUUCCGGUGGGGGAUCUGUUCUCUUGGGGUAUAGAACAUGAGACAGGUGCUUUCAUUUGUUGGGAAACAAUUUCUGUCUAGUAGUGUUAGGUCACUGUCUUUUUAGGAAGAGUAAGAUGGGGCUAGUUGGGAACUGAGUAGGGCACAGAAAUAGUGUGAAUAAUUAAUUAAGUCUAUAGAUGUAGUUGAUACAAGGGCAUGUGAGAAUCUUACCUGCCGGAUGCAAUGUUGCGUCCCACCGCUAAGGGUCAGUAUUUUCAAAUGCAUUAUCAACAAGAAGUGAUGGUACUGUAUUAUAGGCUUCCUUUAGGAGGAAAUGCUUUGCUAGAGAUUCCCGUUUCUUGUUGAAAGAUAAGGUUUCAGAGGAAGGGACCUUUGUCAAAAAGCUCACCCCUGUCUCUGAAGAUUGAACAAAGCUGGAUCACUGCCAUUUUGAAAGAGCAUAAAAGAAUAAGGCAGUCUCUUCUCAGGCGUAGUUAAUUUUUGUGAAUAAUUAUUGGAGACUCUGGAUUCUACAUUGUAAGAAUUUCUUUUUCUUUUACUGUACUGUAUAACGGAUAAUAUUUUCUUGUUUCUAGGAUGCAUAUUGCACAGUAUUGUCUGAUUUUUCCCUUCAGGUGUUGUUGUUUUUUAGCAUGCAACAAACAUACUGUACCACUUGUAUUCACCAACACCAUCUUUCAAGCAGAUGGAAAUGCAAUGAUUUAAUUCUAGGAUCCCUUCUCAAAUUUAUUUAUCUUGUAAUUAAUGGCGGAAUGAAAAGCUAUUGUUUGAAAGACCGUUCAUGCACCCUAGUGCAGGGGCACAGAACCCUUGUCAGUCUGAGGGCCACAUUUCCUUUUUGACAACCUUCAACCUUUUGCCACAUACCAGAGGCAAAAGUGGGCCAAACGACAGGUGUAACAUUUGUACAGUAGAUGAGUUUCAGUACACAUUCACACACGCCUUGCUUUCCUCCAUCCUGGCAAGCAAGCAAGAGGCACCUUCAGGGUCCUAGGACACAUUUCAGCCUGGCAAAACCACUUGAGGAUGUGAUGCAGGGCUGCUGAAGGGUGUGGCUUGGGGAGCUUUCUGAAGGCCGGUUAGAGGGCCUGGAGGGCCACAGCUGGCCCCUGAACCUGAGGUUCCCCACCCCUGCUAUUAAGGGGCCUCUUAAGGGCCUCAGCAAGAGCUGUGCUGGAUCAGACCAAAGGCCCAUCUACUUCAGCAUCCUGGUCUUAUAGUGGACAACCAGAUGCCUGUGGAAAGCUCACAUGACAGACCCAAGCACAACAGCACUCUCCUCACUUGUGAUUUCCAGCAACUGGCACAUAGAGGCAAGAUGUAAACCACCUAGAGAGCUGCAGGUAUAGGGUGGUAUAUAAAUUCAAUUAACAACAACAACAACAACAACAACAACAUAGCAGCUGUGGCCAAUAGCCUUAUUACCCUUCACAAAUUUGUCCUAACCCAUUUUAAAGCCAUCUUUGCUUGGUGCCCCUCAUGGAACAGCUCUCUGGAGUAAAAUCCAUAGCUCAACCACGUGCUGUGUGAAGAAAUCCUUAGGCCUGUCUCGUGAAUUAUACGAUGCACUAGUGGAGGGAUAUUGUGUAGAGCAGUGUUUCCCAACCUUGGGCCUCCAGCUGUUUUUGAACUACAAUUCCCAUCAUCCCUGACCACUGGUCUUGCUAACUAGGGAUGAUGGGAGUUGUAGUCCAAAAACAGCUGGAGGCCCAAAGUUGGGAAACACUGGUGUAGAGUAUGUCCCCUAGAUGUUCAUGGACUACAAUUCCCAUCAGCCCCAGCCAACAUGGCCAAUGGCCAGGGAUUAUGGAAGUAAGAUUCUGGAAGGCAACUGGCUGGUCAUCUCUGGCCUACAGGAUAAGCAGCCAUAAGCAGGUGGCCUCCUCCUUUUCAAGGAUGUGAAGCUUUAGGGCCCAUGAUGCAGAUGAAGCAGCCCAGCUUAGGCAGUGGAAUCCCAUGGGUUAGUGCUGGGGUUGUGCGGCUGUGGCUUCCAGGGAGGUUUCGCUAGAAGUCACCAUACAGCUCCAGUAAGUGGGGCUUUGAGGGGACGCUGCUACAAGGGCGCACGUUCCUGUCUCUCCUCAGUUGGCAAAAUGGGAUGGGCCACUUCUGUGAAGAUGAUACCGCUGGCUUGCAUCACUGUUCCACGGGGAAAAGGUUGAUCUGAGUAAACCAGUUUUUAUUCUGUGUAUAAUCCCUUGACAACCACCAGUUUACUGAACCUGCCUG